CAACGAUUGGUGCUACGUGUGGACCUGGUUCGAAGGAUACUUAGUAAAGGUUGUAAAUUAAAACAAGUUGAAACAAAAAUGGGCCGGGCCAUCACGUGGCUCGUGGUCGCAUUUAUUAUUGCGAUCUUAGCGCCAAGCGUUGUUGGACAAGCUAACAGCACAGCACAAAAUGCUGGGAAUAAUCAGACGAGUAUUCUGCAAUCAGUUAGUCAAACGAAGCUGUUGGAAAAUCUACUGGGAAUCUUAGGGGAUGUAGUCAAUAACUUAGGCGGCGCACAAACCACAACAAAUAACACAAACAGUGAGCAAGCAUCAACUGAUUACGAUUAUUAUGAUGACGUCGAGAAACCGCUACUAAGCGGAUGCUUAAAACUUCUUAGAGCAGCCACCAUAGAUCCAAAUACUAGCGAGCCUGGUGUACUAGGUAAUAUUAUACGCACCUUACGGAAUUUACUGGGUAGUCUUCUUGGCGAUCAAACUGGGGACACCACCCAAAGUUCAGGUUUAUUGGAUCUGGAUGUUGUAGCCGAUCUGGUUGGUGACGGGGAAACCAGUUCAAACUCCACAAACACUGAUCAUCUCGUAAGUGUCUGCCUGAAUCUUAUACUAGGCGAUAUACUCGGCGUCCUAGGAGACGUAAUAAAAGGAUUUAAUGGCACCUUGCCAUGCCCACCGGAGUCUGCACAAACGCAAGCGACAUUGACAACAUUAUUAACGACACCAAUAGACCCAAGCGCUAUUUCAACGUUAAUAUCGACUUUGCAAACAACAACAGCUGCUUUGACUGAAGCUACGACCACCUUAUCACCAGCAACCACAAUGCAAACCUCAUCACUUUCACCAAUAUCUACCACUUCACAAUCAACAAUCGAAACGAUAACAAUGCCAUCAACACUAACUCCAACAACUGAAUCUUCCACCACACCAACCAGUUCAGAAUCAACAAGUGAAAUUUCCACAUCACCAACAACAGAAAGUUCUACCACCCCAACCACUGAAUCUUCCACAUCACCAUCAACACUAACACCAACAACUGAAACAUCCACCACACCAACUAGUUCAGAAUCAACAAGUGAAGAUCCCACAUCACCAACAACAGAAACCUCAACCACUCCAACCACUGAAUCUUCCACAUCACCAUCAACACUAACACCAACAACUGAAACAUCCACCACACCAACCAGUUCAGAAUCAACAAGUGAAAUUUCCACAUCACCAACAACAGAAACCUCUACCACCCCAACCACUGAAUCUUCCACAUCACCAUCAACACUAACACCAACAACUGAAUCUUCCACAUCACCAUCAACACUGACACCAACAACUGAUACAUCCACCACACCAACUAGUUCAGAAUCAACAAGUGAAGUUUCAACAUCACCAACAACAGAAAGUUCUACCACCCCAACCACUGAAUCUUCCACAUCACCAUCAACACUAACACCAACAACUGAAUCUUCCACCACAUCAACCAGUUCAGAAUCAACAAGUGAAAUUUCCACAUCACCAACAACAGAAACCUCAACCACUCCAACCACUGAAUCUUCCACAUCACCAUCAACACUAACACCAACAACUGAAUCUUCCACCACACCAACCAGUUCAGAAUCAACAAGUGAAAUUUCCACAUCACCAACAACAGAAACUUCUACCACUCCAACCACUGAAUCUUCCACAUCACCAUCAACACUAACACCAACAACUGAAUCUUCCACCACACCAACCAGUUCAGAAUCAACAAGCGAAAUUUCCACAUCACCAACAACAGAAACCUCUACCACUCCAACCACUGAAUCUUCCACAUCACCAUCAACACUAACACCAACAACUGAAUCUUCCACCACACCAACCAGUUCAGAAUCAACAAGUGAAAUUUCCACAUCACCAACAACAGAAACUUCUACCAUCCCAACCACUGAAUCUUCCACAUCACCAUCAACACUAACACCAACAACUGAAUCUUCCACCACACCAACCAGUUCACAGUCAACUAGCGAAGAUCCCACAUCACCAACAACAGAAACCUCUACCACUCCAACCACUGAAUCUUCCACAUCACCAUCAACACUAACACCAACAACUGAAUCUUCCACCACACCAACCAGUUCACAACCAACAAGCGAAGAUCCCACAUCACCAACAACCGAAACCUCUACCACUCCAACCACUGAAUCUUCCACAUCACCAUCAACACUAACACCAACAACUGAAACAUCCACCACACCAACUAGUUCACAGUCAACUAGCGAAGAUCCCACAUCACCAACAACAGAAACCUCUACCACUCCAACCACUGAAUCUUCCACAUCACCAUCAACACUAACACCAACAACUGAAACAUCCACCACACCAACUAGUUCACAGUCAACUAGCGAAGAUCCCACAUCACCAACAACAGAAACCUCUACCACUCCAACCACUGAAUCUUCCACAUCACCAUCAACAAUAACCCCAACAACUGAAUCUUCCACCACACCAACUAGUUCACAGUCAACUAGCGAAGAUCCCACAUCACCAACAACCGAAACCUCAACCACUCCAACCACUGAAUCUUCCACAUCACCAUCAACACUAACACCAACAACUGAAUCUUCCACCACACCAACCAGUUCAGAAUCAACAAGUGAAAUUUCCACAUCACCAACAACAGAAACCUCUACCACUCCAACCACUGAAUCUUCCACAUCACCAUCAACACUAACACCAACAACUGAAUCUUCCACCACACCAACCAGUUCAGAAUCAACAAGUGAAAUUUCCACAUCACCAACAACAGAAACUUCUACCACUCCAACCACUGAAUCUUCCACAUCACCAUCAACACUAACACCAACAACUGAAUCUUCCACCACACCAACCAGUUCAGAAUCAACAAGUGAAAUUUCCACAUCACCAACAACAGAAACCUCUACCACUCCAACCACUGAAUCUUCCACAUCACCAUCAACACUAACACCAACAACUGAAACAUCCACCACACCAACUAGUUCACAGUCAACUAGCGAAGAUCCCACAUCACCAACAACAGAAACCUCUACCACUCCAACCACUGAAUCUUCCACAUCACCAUCAACACUAACACCAACAACUGAAACAUCCACCACACCAACUAGUUCACAGUCAACUAGCGAAGAUCCCACAUCACCAACAACAGAAACCUCAACCACUCCAACCACUGAAUCUUCCACAUCACCAUCAACACUAACACCAACAACUGAAUCGUCCACCACAUCAACCAGUUCAGAAUCAACAAGUGAAAUUUCCACAUCACCAACAACAGAAAGUUCUACCACCCCAACCACUGAAUCUUCCACAUCACCAUCAACACUAACACCAACAACUGAAACAUCCACCACACCAACUAGUUCACAGUCAACUAGCGAAGAUCCCACAUCACCAACAACAGAAACCUCUACCACUCCAACCACUGAAUCUUCCACAUCACCAUCAACACUAACACCAACAACUGAAACAUCCACCACACCAACUAGUUCACAGUCAACUAGCGAAGAUCCCACAUCACCAACAACAGAAACCUCUACCACUCCAACCACUGAAUCUUCCACAUCGCCAACAACAGAAAGUUCUACUACACCAACCGCUGAAUCUUCCACAUCACCAUCAACCAUAACAUCAAGCACUGACUCUUCGACUACACCUUCAACAAUAACACCAACAACAAACUCACCUACUACGCAAACUGCUGCACUACCAGCAUCAGAUUUUACACCAUCUUUAUCGACUUCCACCACAUCAACCAGUUCAGAAUCAACGAGUGAAAUUUCCACAUCACCAACAACAGAAACCUCAACCACUCCAACCACUGAAUCUUCCACAUCACCAUCAACACUAACACCAACCACUGAAACGUCCACCACACCAACUAGUUCACAGUCAACUAGCGAAGAUCCCACAUCACCAACAACCGAAACCUCUACCAAUCCAACCACUGAAUCUUCCACAUCACCAUCAACACUAACACCAACAACUGAAACAUCCACCACACCAACUAGUUCACAGUCAACUAGCGAAGAUCCCACAUCACCAACAACAGAAACCUCUACCACUCCAACCACUGAAUCUUCCACAUCACCAUCAACACUAACACCAACAACUGAAUCUUCCACCACACCAACCAGUUCAGAAUCAACAAGUGAAAUUUCCACAUCACCAACAACAGAAACCUCUACCACUCCAACCACUGAAUCUUCCACAUCACCAUCAACACUAACACCAACAACUGAAACAUCCACCACACCAACUAGUUCACAGUCAACUAGCGAAGAUCCCACAUCACCAACAACAGAAACCUCUACCACUCCAACCACUGAAUCUUCCACAUCACCAUCAACACUAACACCAACAACUGAAACAUCCACCACACCAACUAGUUCACAGUCAACUAGCGAAGAUCCCACAUCACCAACAACAGAAACCUCUACCACUCCAACCACUGAAUCUUCCACAUCACCAUCAACACUAACACCAACAACUGAAUCUUCCACCACACCAACCAGUUCAGAAUCAACAAGUGAAAUUUCCACAUCACCAACAACAGAAACUUCUACCACCCAACCACCGAAUCUUCCACAUCACCAUCAACACUAACACCAACAACUGAAUCAUCCACCACACCAACUAGUUCACAGUCAACUAGCGAAGAUCCCACAUCA
Molecule: messenger RNA, 4673 nt
Organism: Bactrocera neohumeralis
Lineage: Eukaryota; Metazoa; Arthropoda; Insecta; Diptera; Tephritidae
Exons: 12
Coding region: 79-4608 (1509 amino acids)
Source: RefSeq, a predicted model, not a curated record